Ornithodoros turicata is the source of this 3800-nucleotide messenger RNA. RefSeq names its product zinc finger protein 883-like. Gene Ontology annotation, molecular function: RNA polymerase II cis-regulatory region sequence-specific DNA binding; DNA-binding transcription factor activity, RNA polymerase II-specific. The coding region runs from base 949 to 2934 and encodes 661 amino acids. Gene Ontology annotation, biological process: regulation of transcription by RNA polymerase II. The record is from RefSeq and is a predicted model, not a curated record. The transcript is spliced from 3 exons. Lineage: Eukaryota; Metazoa; Arthropoda; Arachnida; Ixodida; Argasidae.
GGUAAAUUAUCUUAUAGAUUAUGUGAGGUGGUGAGUAUGUUUUACGGAAUGUCCCCAGGGAACGUAUCAUAGCAAGGUUUCGGUAAGUUAUUUUGGAUUCACAUUCGAAUCUGAUUGCAAGACAGGUAAAAAGGCCGUAUUCCGCCACAGCCUUUCCACGUGUGAAGACGCAGGUGCGUUCGGAGCAGUGGUAUCCAGUCCAAUGCAAGUCGCUUCCGCUUGGGCUCCCUGUGCCAUGCAGGGGGCCAAGUGUGUUUGUUUUGCUUGCCAUCACGUGUGCGCUUGGAUUCCAUAGGGAACAAGUAUCGUACGGUUCAUGCCUCCUGCUGCGCCGUGAAAGAAUGGACCUCGUAGGAGACACCGCUCAUAACACGCUAUGCCUAACGUACCGAUCGUGGCGGCUCCCACGUUGAGAUUCCCCCCUUCACUGGCUUGGUUUCUAGUUGUUAUGAGAGUUCUGUGCGUGAUUCGAAUAUAAAAUAAUUUCGAUUAAUAUUAAAAUUGUAACGAUAAUUUAACGAAGAAAUGUUAUUGUGGCUUGCUGAUUUGCUGUUAUGAUCAUCAUUAUGUCUGCACUUUCAGAUGCCAUGUUCCUCACAGUAUCUGUGGUGGUAGUUCAGCUAUUUACACACUGUAUUUAUAUUUUGUAUAUAAAUACUCAUAUCAAAAAGUAUUUAUGAAGAGUAUUUAAAUACCCCUUUCAACAAAGUAUUUUGCAUUUAUAUUUAAAUACUAAAAAAAUGUAUUUAUGCCCAUCCCUGGAGUGUGCCACAAGUCGCGCUAGGGGAUUCGCUUGUGGCGCCCCCCUAUAGGUGCUACAUGGGGUGUAUGCCCCUCCACCAAACAGCCCUUUCCCAUGCUUCAACUCAUGCAUCAUUGUCUGUGGCGGUACCCCAACUUUUCGUUACUGGCGAUAGCACACACCUCUAGGUGCAAUAUAGUUAAACUAUGUUCGGAAAAAGAACAGAGGUGGUCGUCAUGCGACUCGAAGCCUCACAAUAUGGCUUACUUCUCCCCCAUUUUGUUUUACAUUUAGGAGUGACAGCAGGGACGUGUCACGUGAAAGAAGAACCUCGAAAGGAAUCUUCGAGGGAACAUCCAAUCAUGGAAGUGAAAACAGAGCCUCACACUAUUGCAAUCUCGUCAGAACAGGACCAAAUGGGACACAGCCGUCAAUCAACAUCAGAAGGAGUGACAGCUGGGACGUGCCAUGUCAAAGAAGAACCUCUAGAGGAAUCUCGAAGCAAUGAAGAUCCUAUCGUAGAAGUUAAGACAGAGCCUUACAACCUGGAAAUCUUGACUGGACAGGACCAAAUGCGACACAACUGUGAUUCCACAUCAGAAGGAGCAAGAGAAACCGCUGCUUUGCUCCACGUGAACGACCAGCCCAGAGGCACUUGUGAUCACGAACCUUCAGGAUGUACUCCUUCAAAGGCACAGUUCGAGAUCGGCAGAAUAACGGUUGAACCACAAUUCGACAACACUCCACUAGUCACUACGAGCGAUCGACCCACUGGGCGUCUUCCAGGCCAGAGCAAGCUAUGUGCACUUGCAUGCACGUCGAAAGAGAGCCCGAGACACCACAUGUGUGCAGAGUGUCACAAUGAGUGUGAAAUGUGUCCAGCUACUCCGCCGGAUGUUGAGAUGGGAGAUGAGGGCUUUAAGUACGACGUCUGUCCCCCUACAAUCUCGCGAUCUGUGAGCGACGAGAGCCACGUGUCAAAGUGUACUGACGAGACGUCAUGCAAAUCUGAUCUUUGUUCUGCUCAGUUCCACCAGAACAGGAGGCUGUGUUGUCACAGUCAAAUGCUUAUGGGCGAGAAGACGCACAAGAGUAAUCUCUGUCCUGCAAAAUUCAGCGGGAUUGCGCACCUGCGGCUUCACAAUCAAGCACACACUGGCAAAAAGCCAUACAAGUGCGAUAUCUGCCCUGCGGAGUUCAAACGGAAUUCUCACCUGCUGAAUCACAAGCGCACACACACGGGCGAGAAACCUUACAAGUGUGAAGUCUGCCCUGCGGAGUUCAGUCAGAGUGGGAAACUGCAGCGGCACAAGCGAACACACACGGGUGAAAAGCCAUACAAGUGCGAUGUCUGCCAUGCUGAGUUCAGGCAGAGCGGGAAUCUACAGCAGCACAAGCGAACACACACGGGCGAGAAGCCAUACAAGUGCAAUGUCUGCCAUGCUGAGUUCAGCCGGAGUGCGACGCUACAUCAUCACACGCGGACACACACAGGCGAGAAGCCAUACAAGUGCGACGUCUGCCCUGCGGAGUUUAGCCGGAGUGGGAACCUACAGCAGCACAAGUGGACACACACAGGCGAGAAGCCAUACAAGUGCGAUGUCUGCCCUGCCGAGUUCAGCCACAGCGCGACGCUACACCGUCACAAGCGGACACACACGGGUGAGAAGCCAUUCAAGUGUGAUGUCUGCUUUGCAGAGUUCAGCCAGAGCGGAAACCUACAGCAGCACAAGCGGACACACACCGGCGAGAAGCCAUACAAGUGCGAUGUCUGUCCUGCGGAGUUCAAUUACAGAGGACACCUACAGUGUCACAAGCGGACACACACGGGCGAGAAGCCAUACAAGUGCGAUGUCUGCCUUGCUGAGUUCCGUUACAGAGGGUGCCUACAGCGGCACAAGCGGACACACACGGGGGAGAAGCCAUACAAGUGCGAUGUCUGCCGUGCGGAGUUCAGUCAGAGAGUGUGCCUACAGCAGCACAAGCGGACGCACACGGGCGAGAAGCCAUACAAGUGCGAUGUCUGCCCUGCGAAGUUCAACCAGAGCAGUAACCUACGACAGCACAAACGGAUACACACGGGUGAGCUGUACAAGUGCGAUCUCUGUCCUGCAGAAUUCGUCCAUAGCUCGAGCCUGUCAUAUCACAAGCUGACACACAGACGCGAGAAGCCCCACAAGUGCGAUCUCUGAAGGGACAGCUUAGAGAGUCGUAAGCGGACACACACAGGGAAGAAGCCAUGCAAGUGCGAUGUCUCCCUUGAGGUCUUCAGCGAGAACGUGACCCCACAGCAUCACAAACGAACACACAUGGGCGAGAAGCCAGACAAAUGUGAUGUUCGCCGCACAGAGUUCAGACGGAGUCAUGACCUACAAGGUCACAAGUGGACACAUAUGGGCGAAAGGCCAUACAUGUGUGAGCUAUGCCCUGCGGAGUUCAGUCAGAGAAGGAACCUAUAACAGCAUAAACGCACGCACACGUGUGGGCAAAAAGCCAUACAAGUGAGAUGUGUGCCCAGUGGUUCAGCCUGAGUGGGCACCUGCAGCAUCACAAGCGAACACACACGGGCAAGAAACCAUUGCACGAGCCUAUCGUAUCUAUAUCUAGGCAUUUUGAGCCACGGAAGUCACGAUCACAAUAGUCUUAUAAGUAAGGCCAUCGCUCAGCCGCAGGCUACAAACUUACCUGAAAGUCGACAUGGAAUAUCGCUGAGCUCGAUGCCACAUAUUAGCACACUCAAAGGUUAACAUCACACGUGUGACCAAAGCAAGAGUUAGUUUGCGGAUUUUUGCUCACAAGUGUGAUGUUAUAUGAUGAGUGCGCUAUACGGCAUGAUCGAGCUAUGCCUAGCUAUUGAGCCAUGUGGACAUACAUGUUAGCCGCACAUGCCUCAGCUUACAGCCUAUCAGAUGAUUGUUAUCGUGAGUUCCAUAGCUCCAAAUGCAGAGCUAUGGUCCUAUCACAAAAGGGAUACACACGAGUGAGAAGCCACACAAAUGUGAUCUCUGCCAUUCCAUGUUCAAUAAAAGCACACAGGCUGGAGAAUCACAAGUGGAGA